AUGAGUUUUCAUCUGAUCAGAUUUGCCAAUGGGGACAUUGCUGUUGUCCCGGAUAAGUGGUGUGAUGACGGGAUGGUGUACUGGCCAAAAUAUAAAAACACAGAACGUGCCAAAAGGGCAGCUGCCAACAGCGAGGACCAUGAGCCAAACUGGCCAAAAUAUGAUAUCACGAUCAUCAGAACUUGUGACAACUACAAAGAUGCCUGUAGGAUUAUGGAGCAGUAUCAGACCGGCUGCAACACCUCUGACCUACAGUCUGAGGCAGAGCAGGAGUGUGGGCCACCAGAUAAGAGGCAAAGGAGGCCAGUCCAUCGUUUCGGAGACUCUGACCAGAGCGAAGAAGAUGUGGAAGAUGUAGUGUCUCAGUUGGAAGCACUACCAGUGCUUCCAAGCCCAAGCCAAUUUCCCUGGCAGACAUCUCACCAUGGGGCAGGACUGCAUCACCCUGCACCCGCAUUGAGCAUGCAGAGAGUUACUCAAGGAACUGCAGUCCCUCCUCAACUCCCUCCACCCCCGGCACCAGCCCUCAACAUGGAGCCUUCUUCAAGCCUGGCCUACAGACCAACAUGGCGAGGGGGAAGAAUGGCUGAUACCAUUCCCUGCUCUGCGGCCGAGUUCCAAAUCCUUAGCUUGCUGGAAACCAUCAAACAGCAAAACGACCAGCUUGUGGCUAAGGUGAACCUGCUCACCAGUAGGAUGAACAGCACCCCGGGGCCAGAUGCGGAGAUGCCAGACAGCUUUCAGUUUCCCCUGGAACAAUUGGAGGCAGUGGAGGCAUUUGAAAUGUUUUUAAAGGAACCGUCAAAUGGCCCAGCUCGACAGAGAGUGAUUUCAUCUUUGGCCACCAUUGGAGGCCAGGAUGUGAAGAGGGUGACCUGGAACAUCCUGGGCAGGCUGUUCACAGAUGAGGUCUCCCAUCAGAUCAAUUGGAAGGGUGUCAACAACAAAAAGCCUUUUAGUAGGAUGGCAACAAAGACCUUGCUUUUCAGUGCUGUGAGGAAAAACGUGGUGACACGGUCAGCCACGGACGCGGAGGUCACCAAACACGCCAUCAGGUGGUUCAACCUGGCGGCGGAUCGGGCGGCGAGGAGACUUGUCCUUCCUCCAUCCACUCCUCCACCCGAAUAA
This is a messenger RNA of Anoplopoma fimbria (sablefish), 1128 nucleotides long. RefSeq lists its product as uncharacterized. The coding region runs from base 1 to 1128 and encodes 375 amino acids. The record is from RefSeq and is a predicted model, not a curated record. Lineage: Eukaryota; Metazoa; Chordata; Actinopteri; Perciformes; Anoplopomatidae. The transcript is spliced from 8 exons.